Messenger RNA from Danio aesculapii, 17211 nucleotides. RefSeq lists its product as uncharacterized. Gene Ontology annotation, molecular function: protein binding. Lineage: Eukaryota; Metazoa; Chordata; Actinopteri; Cypriniformes; Danionidae. The transcript has 62 exons. Bases 106 to 16101 code for a protein of 5331 amino acids. The record is from RefSeq and is a predicted model, not a curated record. Gene Ontology annotation, biological process: cell-matrix adhesion.
CAGCUUCAUUGUGUUCUGGUUGAACUGAUGAAGUGAGAAUCAUUCUGAUUUACUCUGCAGCAGCAACUCAGACCACUUUGACCUCUCUAGGAGCAGUCUCCCGCAAUGAGGCUUCCAAUCUCAUUGUGUGCGUCACUACUCCUGUUGGUUAAUGGUGCUUUCAGCAAUGUCACCAUUGAUCCUUGCUACAACUAUGAAUCUCUGGAUCGCCCCUGGAGAGCCACAAAUCAAUAUGGCUUUUUCAUUUGUGAUGACUCUUUCUCCUGGAAUGGCUGGUACCGACUUUUCUACAAUGGACUGAACAUCCGGAUGCCAGAGAGCUGCGUUAGUGGAGGCAGCUGUAACACAGACAUCAGCCUGUGGCUCAACGGUUCCCAUCCUCGGGUACAGGAUGGUGUGGUAACCAUACAGAUCUGUGGGUCCAAUUUAGUGAGCGGCUGUUGUGAUGACAGAUUCACUCCCAUCAAAGUCAAAGCUUGCCCAGGCAAUUACUAUGUCUAUGAACUUCUAAAGCCAGAAUAUGGGUGUUCAGCAUACUGCACAGACAUCACCUCACUUCCCCAGACAACUCCAAGUCCAGCUAUUAAUGCAUCAACUCCACAUCCAGCUAUAAAUUCAUCAAUGUCUAAUGUAACAGGUUAUGAUCCGUGCUACAGCUACAGCAUUCUUGAUGAUUACUGGAGAAGCACGCUCAAUUACUGGCAUUUGUAUGGAUAUAUGUCUGGACAUGAUGACACUCGUGUUGCAUGGCAGGGCUGGUAUCGACUCUUCAUUAAUGGAUCGAGCGCUCAGAUGCCUGAGUGGUGUUUCAGCUCAAUGUCAUGUGGAGGUUUUACUUCUCUGUGGCUCAAUGGUUUACAUCCAGAUCUAGAAGAUGGAGUUGUUACUCGUGAUGUCUACGGCUCUGUUAACGACCAGUGCAGUUCCUAUCAAUCCAACCCAAUCCAAGUCAAAGCUUGUGCUGGAAAUUACUAUGUCUACAAGCUAAUAAAACCAAAGCCAUCGAUCCCAGUGCCUACAUACUGUGCAGUUCCAUUCAGCCCUCCAAAUACUGAACCCUGCUACUACUACACCAGUCUGGAUGACCCUCAGAGAGCCACUGAUAAUUUUUACAGCAGUAAUAUGUGUGAUUAUAAUGUCGACUGGAAUGGCUGGUACAGGCUCUUCUACAAUGGUCAGAGUGUCCAGAUGCCAGAUUUUUGUGUUGGUGAUGGCAUGUGUGGCUCUACUCACCCACUUUGGCUCAAUGGCUCCCACCCAAGACUAGAAGAUGGAGUGGUCACCCGACAAGUCUGCAGUCCCACCCGGAAUGACUGCUGUGGUUCCAGAUCUCAUCCAAUACAAGUCAAAGCCUGUCCUGGAAACUAUUAUGUGUAUCAGUUUGUCAAGCCACAACAGUGUUCAUCUUACUGUGCAGAUGUCACAGGUGUAAAUAUCCCAACUACAAUGCCAUCUACAACAGUGGCAAUAAUACCAGUAGAAUCCACUACUGAGCCCUAUCUAGCACUCCAGUAUGACCCGUGCGAUAGCUACACUGUGUUGGAUGAACCUUGGAGAGCCACAGACAAUCGAUUCACCUUCGAUCUACGGUGUGACACUUAUGUCAGCUGGAACGGCUGGUAUCGUCUCUUCGUCCAUGGCCAAAGCGUUCACAUGCCGGACACAUGUGUUGAUCGGCUGAGCUGUGGCACUCAUGCCCCUCUGUGGCUAAAUGGUCCACAUCCACAAAUCGAGGAUGGAGUGGUGACCCGAGGUGUCUGUGGUCACUGGUGGGGCAACUGCUGCGCUUUCCAGUCUAAUCCCAUCAGAGUGAAAGCUUGCCCAGGAAAUUACUACGUCUAUGAAUUUGUCAGCCCUAGUUUCUGCUAUGGGACCUACUGUGCAGAUGUCAGGAACACUAGUAUCAGUGUUUCAACUGUGACUCCACAAACUGCCUUGGCUGCUUUCCAGAUUGACCCAUGCUAUAACUACACAGCCCUGGAUGAUCCAUGGAGGGCAAUAGACUAUCAGUUAGCAUACAAUUGUGAUGCUAGUUUGAGUUGGGUUGGCUGGUAUCGUCUCUUCCUCAAUGGUCAAAAUGCUCAGAUGCCAGAGACGUGUAUUGCUGAAUUUAAAUGUGGCACUGUUGCUCCACUGUGGCUAAAUGGUCAACACCCAAGAGUUGAAGAUGGAGUGGUCACCCGAGAUGUCUGUGGCCACUGGAGCGGUGACUGCUGCAAUUAUAUAUUUGAUCCCAUGAAAGUGAAAGCCUGCCCUGGCAAUUAUUAUGUGUAUGAGUUCAAAAACCCAGUGUUCUGCUCUACGGCAUACUGCGCAGAACUCAGCAAUGGUACCAACGAUAUAACUAUCACACCACCGACCACAACAACUGAUGUCACAACUCCCGUCUCUGAACCGUGCACUCAGUACAGUAUUCUUGAUGAUGGCUGGAGAGGUUUAGGGGUACUCGGCCACAAUUCCCCAUACAAUGUCCACGAUGACACCCUUGUUGAAUGGAGCGGCUGGUAUCGGCUGUAUUUGAAUGGCACAAGUGCUCAGCUCUCUGAGUGGUGUGUGAGCUACUCAGAAUGUGGUGGUGAAACUGGACUAUAUCUCAAUGCCUCUCAUCCCAAACUUGAGGAUGGAGUGGUGACCCGUGAUGUGUUAGGAAUGUCAUCAGGGUGGUAUUUCAGCCAAUGUGGCAACUAUAGAUCCACCUCAAUCCAAGUCAAAGCCUGUCCAGGAGAUUAUUACGUCUAUGAACUCGUCAAACCAAGCACAUUUAUGCCUAGGCCUACAUACUGUACAGUUGCUUUCAACAACAUCAGUAAUGAUCCUUGUUACAAUUAUGAAUCACUGGAUCGUCCCUGGAGAGCCUCAAAUGAAAGUGGUUUCUUUAUCUGUGAUGGCGCUUUCACCUGGAAUGGCUGGUACCGACUUUUCUGCAAUGGAAUGAACAUCCAAAUGCCAGAGAGCUGUCUUGGUGAAAACAGAUGUAACACACAAAACAGUCUGUCACUCAAUGGUCCUCACCCUGAGAUAGAGGAUGGAGUGGUGAUCAGGGAGGUCUGUGGAAGCACAGGGUUUGGCUGCUGUGCUUUCAGAUCAACACCUAUCAGAGUCAAAGCUUGCCCAGGCGAUUACUAUGUGUAUGAAUUAUCUGAUCCAUCAUUCUCCUGUUCAGGAUAUUGUAUAGAUGUCAGCACACUAUCUCAGCUUCCCACUACAAGUCCAGCUGCCAUCACUGAAUCCAGCAUUACCUUGAAUUAUGACCCGUGCUAUAACUACAACAGCCUUGACAAUUACUGGAGAGGCGUAUACAAUACCUGGAUGGCAGAUGGACAUGGAUAUGAUGACUCUCGUGUUCACUGGGAUGGCUGGUAUCGACUCUUUAUCAAUGGGUCAAGUGCUGAGAUUCCCGAGUGGUGUUUCAGUUAUAUGUCAUGUGGAGGUUACGUUUCCCUUUGGCUUGGUGGCCCUCAUCCACAAAUUGAAGAUGGAGUUGUUACUAGAAAAGUUUACGGCUCUGUUAAUAACCAGUGCAACAACUACAGAUCAGACCCGAUCCAAGUCAAAGCGUGUCCUGGAAAUUACUAUGUAUAUAAACUUAUUAGGCCUAAGCUAACAAUCCCAGCUCCUGUAUAUUGUGCAGUUUCACUUAACACCCCAAAUACUGACCCCUGCUAUGACUAUACUGGUCUGGAUGAGCCUUGGAGAGCCAGCAACACUUCUUACUACAGUUAUAUAUGUGAUUAUAAUGUCGUCUGGAAUGGCUGGUACAGGCUCUUCUACAAUGGUCAGAGUGUCCAGAUGCAAGAUUCAUGUGUUAGCAUUGGUAUGUGUGGCAGUUAUCAGCCACUUUGGCUCAACGGCUCCCACCCAAGACUAGAAGAUGGAGUGGUCACUCGACAAGUCUGCAGUCCCACCUGGUCUGACUGCUGUGGUUACACAUCUCAUCCCAUACAAGUCAAAGCCUGUCCUGGAAACUAUUAUGUGUAUGAGUUUACCAGGCCAACAUUCUGUUCAUCUUAUUGUACAGAUGUUACCAGACAUAACAACAUAUUAGCAUCUACAACAGCCGUGACAACUACAACUCCAGAAUCCACCACUCUACCCAUUACAACCUUAGAGGCUGAUCCUUUUGACCCCUGCUAUAACUACACUGUGAUAGAUGAUUAUUGGAGAUCAGUUAACAAUACACAGUCCUCCUCAAUACGGUGUGACAUGUAUGCCAACUGGAACGGCUGGUAUCGCCUCUACAUUAGUGGCCAGAGUGCUCAUAUGCCAGACACAUGUGUUAAUGAGUAUAGGUGUAGUACUCAUGCCCCUCUGUGGCUAAAUGGAGAACAUCCACGAGUCGAGGAUGGAGUGGUAACCCGAAGUAUCUGUGGUCACUGGAACAAUGACUGCUGCUAUUUUCAUUCCAAUCCCAUUCAAGUGAAAGCCUGCCCUGGAAGCUACUACGUCUACGAGUUUGUUUCACCAAGUUUUUGCUAUGGGACCUACUGUGCAGAAGUCACAACUCAGAGCUCUGACCCAUGCUCUGGAUACAAUGUUAUUGAUGAAAAUUGGAGAGACUUGCGCCAGAACUACUAUAACUAUUACUCAAACCAUGAUGACACUCUUGUUGAAUGGAAUGGCUGGUAUCGGCUGUAUUUGAAUGGACAAAAUGCUCAGCUCUCAGAGUGGUGUGUGACAGCAACAGGAUGUGGUGGUGAUACUGGACUGUUUCUCAAUGGUUCUCAUCCACAACUUGAGGAUGGGGUCGUGACCCGUGAAGUUUUGGGAACAUUGUCGAGGUCAUCAUGGUAUUGGGGGUGGUAUUGGUGGUACAGCUUCUCCCACCAAUGUGGCUACUAUGAAUCCGCCUCCAUCCAAGUUAAAGCAUGUCCAGGAGAUUUUUACGUCUAUGAACUUGUCAAACCCAGUACCUCAAUCUUUAGACCUGCGUACUGUACAGUUGCUUUUGACAGUACCAGUAAUGAUCCUUGUUACAACUAUGAAUCUCUGGAUCGUCCCUGGAGAGACACAAAUGAAAGUGGAUUUUAUAUUUGUGAGGAGAAUUUCUCCUGGAAUGGCUGGUACCGACUUUUCUACAAUGGAAUGAACAUCCGAAUGCCAGAGAGCUGUGUUAGUGGAAGCAGCUGUAACACAAAUAACGGUCUGUCACUGAACGGUCCUCACCCUCAGAUAGAGGAUGGAGUGGUGAUCAGGGAGGUCUGUGGAAGCACAUGGAAUGGCUGCUGUGAUUUAAAGUCAACACCCAUCAGGGUCAAAGCUUGCCCAGGCGAUUACUAUGUCUAUGAAUUUGUGAAGCCACCUACAUACACAUGUUCAGGGUACUGCACAGAUAUUAGUACUAUAACAGAAGCCUUUUCCUCUACAAGCCCAGCUUCGGGUAUUGGGUCCAGCAUGUCCACUUUCAACGGAGAUUAUGACCCAUGCAAUGACUACAACGUGCUUGACAACUACUGGAGAAGCACAUUUAAUUAUGGGUAUCAAUAUCAAUAUGACGACAGUCGUAUUGAAUGGCAUGGCUGGUAUCGACUCUACAUUAAUGGAAUUAGCGCUCAGAUGCCUGAGUGGUGUUUCACUUACAUGUCAUGUGGAGGUUUUAGUUCUCUGUGGCUUGGGGGACCUCAUCCUCAGUUAGACGACGGAGUUGUUACUCGAGAAGUCUACGGCUCUGUUAAUUACCAGUGUAGUUCCUAUCAAUCCAACCCAAUCCAAGUCAAAGCUUGCCCUGGAAAUUACUAUGUCUACGAAUUAAAAAAACCAAAGCCAUCAAUUCCAGCUCCUACAUAUUGUGCAGAUCCAUUUACCCCUCCAAGUGUUGACCCUUGCUACAACUACAACAGUCUGGAUGAGCCAUGGAGAGCCACUGACCACUCAUACUACGAUAAAUAUUAUUAUUAUUAUUACAAUGUAAUGUGUGAUUAUAAUGUCAACUGGAAUGGCUGGUACAGGCUGUUCUACAAUGGUCAGAGUGUCCAGAUGCCAGAGUCAUGCGUUAGUGGUGGUAUGUGUGGUACUUCUAUGCCACUUUUUCUCAACGGCUCCCAUCCACAACCAGAAGAUGGAGUGGUCACUCGACAAGUCUGUGCUUCCUCAUGGAGUGGCUGCUGUGAUUACAAAUCGCAUCCUAUUCAAGUCAAAGCUUGUCCAGGAAACUAUUACGUAUAUGAAUUUGUCAGGCCACAAUACUGCUCCGCUUACUGUGCAGAUACUAGCAUCCUAAAUACAACGACAGCAGCAAAUAUUUCCUCAGGACCAUUUUAUCCAUAUGGAGUUGGAGACAUAGAAACUGUUCGCUCUGAUGAUGGAAUUUCAUCAGUCAUCUACUUUCUUCAACCAUUUUUAUUUUUUGGACAGACAUACAAUCAAGUCUAUAUCAGCAACAAUGGAUUCUUGACUUUUGAUUGGCCAUGGUACAGCUACUAUCCAUACCAAUUCCCAGGUUAUGGUGGACAAGAUAUCAUUGCUCCAUUUUGGGCAGAUAUUGAUAACCGCAUCACUGGUGUCAUUUCGUAUCAGCAGUACACCUCCGGCAGCGUGAUUUCAAAUGCCACACAAGACAUUAACCAAUACUUCCCAGACCUGCGCUUCUCUGCUACUUGGGUCUUUGUUGCAACAUGGAACAAAGUUCCAUAUUAUCCAAAUUCAAGAACCGAAACAUCUUUUCAAGUGGUUUUCAUUUCUGAUGGCCAUUUAUCCUUUAUUUUGAUGAAUUAUGGAACAGUUGCUCCAACUUAUCGAUUUGUACAGGCUGGUUAUGACACCAGCAGUUCUAGAUACUACUUCUCAAUUACGGGUUCGCUACAGAGUGACAUCACAAACUUAAACCACAGCAGCAAUGUCAAUGUGCCUGGCAGAUGGGCCUUCAGAGCAGAUGAUGGAUCACGGGGUUGUCAGUUUAAUGGUUUUGCAGUCCAGCUUGGAGACUCUUUCUGGAGUGAUGCCACCUGCCAGCAGAAAUGCAUUUGUACCAACAGUGGUCUUCAGUGUAGCCCGGAGCCAUGCAGUUAUUCCCAAGCCUGUCGUCCAGCUGUCUUCCAAUACUCUUGCCAGAACAUUCCACGGCAAACAUGUACCAUCUCUGGUGAUCCUCACUACUACACCUUUGACUAUCAGGUUUUUCACUUUCAAGGGACCUGCACAUACGUUCUAUCAGAGGCUUGCAGCAAUGGAUUGCCAUACUAUCGCAUUGAGGGCAAAAAUGAGCAUAGGGGUAGCACGCAUGUGUCUUGGACACGGAUGGUUAGAGUGUUUGUCUAUGAUGAAGUAAUUGAACUGGUCAGAGAUCACAACUAUGAAGCAAGGAUUAAUGGAAGCUUUGCAGCAACACCAUUCUCUCUACGCAAUGGCUCCAUCCAAGUCUAUCAAUCAGGUUUUUCUUUGGCCAUCAGCACAGAUUUUGGUCUGCUUGUUACAUAUGAUGCAUACAGCUACGUCAGCAUCUCUGUACCAUAUGACUAUCAGAAUGCCACCUGUGGUCUGUGUGGAAACUAUAACCUGCGCUCUGAUGAUGACUUCCGUUCACCCAGUGGGGAGAUCUUGAGCUCAGAUGUGGACUUUGCCAACAGUUGGAAAGUAGAUAGUGACACUGACCCUGAGUGCCAUAAUGUCAGGUGCACAGGUCUGGCUUGUGCUGUUUGCACCACAGAUGAAAGAAAUCUUUACAGUGACACAAACCACUGUGGAAUCCUAGGAGAUGUUGCUGGUCCUUUUGCCGCUUGCCAUUCUGUUCUUGCCCCACAGACGUACAUGGAGAACUGUGUCUAUGACCUUUGUUUGGGACAAGGGUACCAGCCAAUUUUGUGCCAGGCUCUGAACGUGUAUGCCACUCAGUGCCAACAACAGGGUGUACAUCUUGGGCAGUGGAGGCAGCAAGGAUUUUGUGAAAUUCAGUGCCCUGAACACAGCCAUUUUGAGCCUCAAGGAACAGGCUGCCCAGCAACAUGCAGUAAUCCAUCUGCCCCAAUGAACUGCCCCUUGCCAAAUCAGGAAAGUUGCAUCUGUGACCCUGGGUACAUUCUCAGUGCUGGAGUGUGUGUGCCUCAAGCAAACUGUGGUUGCACGUUUGAGGGCUUUUAUUACACUGAAGGACAAUCAGUGGUGUUGGACGGUGACUGUGGGAGACAAUGUGUGUGCAGCAGCAUGUCAAUGAUCUGCUAUCAGUAUCAGUGUGGUCCAGGAGAAGUGUGUGAGGUCCAUAAUGGCAUCAGAGGCUGCAGACCUAUUGGUUAUGCAACCUGCUCAGUUGAAGACCUAGGGUCAUAUCACACCUUUGAUGGACAAAUUUUCAGAUACGCUGGAGCAUGUGGACUGACCCUAGCUAGGGUGAUGGGGCCAUCCUCUCUGCCACAUUUUGUAUUGACUGUAGAGAAAGUACCCAGAGGUCUUCAAGACUUUGCCAGAUUUCUGAAGUUCGAGGCAGGAGGAAUCCAGGUCUCCAUUGAAAUGGGAGAGGGAAGCAAUGUAAAGGUGGAUGGACAGAUGGUUGGUCUACCCGUCAGUGUUGGCUCAGGUCAAAUCCACAUCUAUCACAGCAGUGUGAGGGGUUUUGUUUUGGAAACAAACUUUGGGGUGACAGUGAGAGCCGACUGGCCACACAUUGUCCGCAUCACAGUGCCAAGCACCUACAAUGGCACACUUGGAGGACUUUGUGGAAACCUGAAUGGAGAUAUUGCUGAUGAGUUUUACACACCAGAUGGUGUCCUUUUAAAUGACACUCAGCUGUUUGCAGGCAGUUGGCGUGAUGGAUCCCUAUCAGCCCACUGUGAGGAACCAUUUGACAGCUGGGAGCCAGGACAUUUUCAGAGCAGGAGCCAGUUCAGUGAAUUGUGUGGUAUCAUGGCUAUGCUUGAUGGACCAUUUGCUGAAUGCAGCAGGACUUUUGAUCCUCAACAGCGAAUUGCUGAUUGUGUUCAGUUGCUGGAGCAAACACAAGGUGCCAGAGAGGCUCUAUGUGAGGCUCUGCGAGGUUAUACACUGCUUUGCCAACAGAAUGGAAUCGUGGUAGAAGACUGGAGAAAUGUCACCAGCUGUGAACCCGCCUGUCCUGAAAAUACCCAUUAUGAGGUAUGUGGCACCUCCUGCCCUGCAUCAUGCCCCAGCCUCUCAUUUCCAUUCCAGUGCAGCUUGCAAUGCCAGGAGGGAUGUCAGUGUAAUGACGGAAAUGUGUUGAAUGGAGAUCACUGUGUGCCCCCCAUGGGUUGUGGUUGUCACUACUCUGGGAAGUAUUAUCAGGCUGGACAGAAUUUCUGGCAUGGUGAAGAGUGCCAGCUUUUGUGUGUUUGUGAUGGAAUUACUGGAAAUGUCCACUGCACACCCUCAUCUUGCAGUGAAGAGGAAGUCUGUCAAGUGUUGGAUGGCGAAUAUGGCUGCCAUCUUCGUCCUCAAGCACGUUGCUCUGCUUCUGGAGACCCUCAUUACAUGUCUUUUGACGGAACCUUCUUUGACUUCCAGGGCACAUGCCGCUAUGUUCUAGCCACAGUAUGUAAUGACACCAUCGGUCUUCCACAUUUCCAGGUGGAUGCAAGGAAUGAACCAUGGCAUGGACUCACAGUGGCAAUUACAGUGGAAGUAUUUGUCAACGUCUCUGGGCAUUUGGUGCACAUGUCACAGGAUAUGAAUGGUCAUUCUGCUGUUGAGGUUGAUGGAGAGACAAGAAACCUCCCCGUUCUGCUUGAUUCUGGUGCUGUAUCUGUCUACUCCAGCGGACAGUACAUAUAUGUAUCUACUGACUUUGGUUUCAUUGUGAGUUAUGGAGGCUCCUGGACACUGAACAUUAUCGUACCACCAGAGUACAGCAAUGUUACAUGUGGCCUAUGUGGAAACUUUAAUGGCCAGAGCAGCGAUGACUUCAUGACUCCUUCAGGUGAUCUAGUGCGCUCAGCAGACCAGUUUGGGGCAAGUUGGAAGGUUGAAGAUGGCCUGCCAUGCAUUGAUGGCUGUGGAAACAAUUGCCCAAUGUGCCAAGAUCAAACAACUGCCCGUUCGCUGUGUGAUAUCAUCAGGUCCAAUGAAGGCCCAUUUAGCUUCUGCCAUGUUUCUGUAGACCCUCAAGCCUACUAUGAUGACUGUGUGUUUGAUGUGUGCCUUUCUGGAAACCGUAAUAAUGUCCUGUGUCGCUCAAUCCAAACCUACGCUAGUGCCUGUCAGGCUAACAAUGCUGUUAUCUACCCAUGGAGAGAAAGUGCAUCCUGUGCCAUGGCCUGCUCAAAUAACAGUCACUAUGAGUUGUGCGGAACAGACUGUGGUCAUACUUGUGCCAGCAGCAUUGAUGCUAGUUGUGAUCACACAUGCUCAGAGGGAUGUUUCUGUAAUGAUGGAUUGGCGAGGAGUGGAGGACAGUGUGUAUCAGUGGAGCAAUGUGGCUGCUCAUAUGAUGGAUUCUAUGUUAAUGUUGGCGAGCAGUUCUGGAAUCUAGAAUGUUCUCAAGUCUGUGAGUGUUUUGCUCCGAAUGAUCUGCGCUGCUCUGCUUACUUCUGUUCACCAAAUAUGGAGUGUACGGUCAGAAAUGGACAACGUGGCUGUUACGAAGAGAGUACGACAUACAUAACCACAACCAGAGCAAGUCCUCCCUCAGGGCAGAGCACUAUUAACAUGACCACCAGACCAAUCCCCCCAGCUGUGUUUUAUCCAUUUGGUGAUGGAGACACAGUGAAUGUUCGUUCUGAUGAUGGGGGCUCGUCUGUGAUCUACCUUCUGCAACAGUUCAUAUUUUUUGGACAAAGAUAUAGUCAAAUAUAUGUCAACAACAAUGGAGACUUGACUUUUAAUGGGCAGUUUAGCAGCUGGACUCCAUUCAGGUUCCCAGGUUAUGGUGGACAAGACCUCAUUGCUCCAUUCUGGACAGAUUUGGAUAAUCGUGGGAAUGGUGUGGUUUCAUAUCGUCAGUACACCAACGGCAGUGUGCUCACAGAGGCCACAGAAGACAUUAACCAAUACUUCCCUGAUCUGAGCUUCUCUGCUACUUGGGUCUUUGUAGCAACAUGGGACAGAGUUGCAUAUUUCCCUCAGUCAGGAACGGAAACAUCUUUCCAAGUGGUUUUGAUUUCAGAUGGCCAUUUCACAUUUGUAUUGAUGAAUUAUGGAACAAUUGCUCCAACUCAACGUACAAUACAGGCUGGUUAUGACACCAUCAGCUCUAAAUACCAUUUCUCAAUUCCUGGAUCUUUCUCAAAUGACAUCACAAACUUGACAUACAGCAGCAAUGUCAAUGUGCCAGGCAGAUGGGCCUUCAGAACAGAUCAUGGAUCACGGGGUUGUCAAUUUAAUGGUAGUGCAGUCCAGCUUGGAGACUCUUUCUGGAGUGAUGCCACCUGCCAGCAGAAAUGCAUUUGUACCAACAGUGGUCUUCAGUGUAGCCCUGAGCCAUGCAGUUAUUCCCAAGCCUGUCGUCCAGCUGCCUUUCAAUACUCCUGCCAGAACAUUCCACGGCAAACAUGUACCGUCUCUGGUGAUCCUCACUACUACACCUUUGACAAUCAGGUUUUUCACUUUCAAGGGACCUGCACAUACGUUCUAUCAGAGGCUUGCAGCAAUGGAUUGCCAUACUAUCGCAUUGAGGGCAAAAAUGAGCAUAGGGGUAGCACGCAUGUGUCUUGGACACGAAUGGUUAGAGUGUUUGUCUAUGAUGAAGUAAUUGAACUGGUCAGAGAUCACAACUAUGAAGCAAGGAUUAAUGGAAGCUUUGCAGCAACACCAUUCUCUCUACGCAAUGGCUCCAUCCAAGUCUAUCAAUCAGGUUUUUCUUUGCUCAUCAGCACAGAUUUUGGUCUGCUUGUUACAUAUGAUGCAUUCAGCUACGUCAGGAUCUCUGUACCAUAUGACUAUCAGAAUGCCACCUGUGGUCUGUGUGGAAACUAUAACCUGCGCUCUGAUGAUGACUUCCGUUCACCCAGUGGGGAGAUCUUGAGCUCAGAUGUGGACUUUGCCAACAGUUGGAAAGUAGAUAGUGACACUGACCCUGAGUGCCAUAAUGUCAGGUGCACAGGUCUGGCUUGUGCUGUUUGCACCACAGAUGAAACUAAUCUUUACAGUGACACAAACCACUGUGGAAUCCUAGGAGAUGUUGCUGGUCCUUUUUCUGCUUGCCAGUCUGUUCUUGCCCCACAGACGUACAUGGAGAUCUGUGUCUAUGACCUUUGUUUGGGACAAGGGUACCAGCCAAUUUUGUGCCAGGCUCUGAAUGUGUAUGCCACUCAGUGCCAACAACAGGGUGUACAGCUUGGGCAGUGGAGGCAGCAAGGAUUUUGUGAAAUUCAGUGCCCUGAACACAGCCAUUUUGAGCCUCAAGGAACAGGCUGCCCAGCAACAUGCAGUAAUCCAUCUGCCCCAAUGAACUGCCCCUUGCCAAAUCAGGAAAGUUGCAUCUGUGAUCAUGGGUACAUUCUCAGUGCUGGAGUGUGUGUGCCUCAAGCAAACUGUGGUUGCACGUUUGAGGGUUUUUAUUACGCUGAAGGACAAUCGGUAGUGUUGGACGGUGACUGUGGGAGACGAUGUGAGUGCAGCAGCAUGUCAAUGAUCUGCCAUCAGUAUCAGUGUGGUCCAGGAGAAGUGUGUGAGGUCCAUAAUGGUGUAAGAGGCUGCAGACCUAUUGGUUAUGCAACCUGCUCAGUUGAAGACCUAGGGUCAUAUCACACCUUUGACGGGCACAUUUUCAGAUACGCUGGAGCAUGUGGACUGACCCUAGCUAGAGUGAUGGGGCCAUCCUCUCUGCCUCACUUUGUAUUGACUGUUGAGAAAGUACCCAGAGGUCUUCAAGACUUUGCCAGAUUUCUGAAGUUCGAGGCAGGAGGAGUCCAGGUCUCCAUUGAAAUGGGAGAGGGAAGCAAUGUAAAGGUGGAUGGACAGAUGGUUGGUCUACCCGUCAGUGUUGGCUCAGGUCAAAUCCGCAUCUAUCACAGUAGUGUGAGGGGUUUUGUUUUGGAAACAAACUUUGGGGUGACAGUGAGAGCCGACUGGCCACACAUUGUCCGAAUCACUGCGCCAAGCACCUACAAUGGCACACUUGGAGGACUUUGUGGAAACCUGAAUGGAGAUAUUGCUGAUGAGUUUUACACACCAGAUGGCGUCCUUUUAAAUGACACUCAACUGUUUGCAGACAGUUGGCGUGAUGGAUCCCUAUCAGCCCACUGUGAGGAGCCAUUCAACAGCUGGGAGCCAGGACAUUUUCAGAGCAGGAGCCAGUUUAGUGAACUGUGUGGUAUCAUGGCUAUGCUUGAUGGACCAUUUGCUGAAUGCAGCAGGACUUUUGAUCCUCAACAGCGAAUUGCAUAUUGCGUUCAGUUGCUGGAGCAAACACAAGGUGCCAGAGAGGCUCUAUGUGAGGCUCUGCGAGGUUAUACACUGCUUUGCCAACAGAAUGGAAUUGCAGUUGAAAACUGGAGAAAUGUCACCAACUGUGAACCCGCCUGUCCAGGAAAUACCCAUUAUGAAGUAUGUGGCACCUCCUGCCCUGCAUCCUGCCCCAGCCUCUCAUUUCCAUUCCAGUGUAGCUUGCAGUGCCAGGAGGGAUGUCAGUGUAAUGACGGAAAUGUGUUAAAUGGAGAUCACUGUGUGCCCCCCAUGGGUUGUGGAUGCCACUACUCUGGGAAGUAUUAUCAGGCUGGACAGAGUUUCUGGCAUGGUGAAGAGUGCCAGCUUUUGUGUGUUUGUGAUGGAAUUACUGGAAAUGUCCACUGCACACCCUCAUCUUGCAGGGAAGAGGAAGUCUGCCAUGUAUUGGAUGGUGAAUAUGGCUGCCAUCCUCGUCCACAAGCACGUUGCUCUGCUUCAGGAGACCCUCAUUAUAAGUCUUUUGAUGGAACCUUCUUUGACUUCCAGGGCACAUGUCGCUAUGUGCUAGCCACAGUAUGUAAUGACACUGUCGGGCUUCCGCAUUUCCAGGUGGAUGCAAGAAAUGAACCAUGGCAUGGACUCACAGUGGCAAUUACAGUAGAAGUUUUUGUCAACAUCUCUGGGCAUUUGGUGCACAUGUCACAGGAUAUGAAUGGUCAUUCUGCUGUUGAGGUUGAUGGAGAGACCAGAAACCUCCCCGUUCUUCUUGAUUCUGGUGGUGUAUCUGUCUACUCCAGCGGACAGUACAUAUAUGUAUCUACUGACUUUGGAUUCAUUGUGAGUUAUGGAGGCUCCUGGACACUGAACAUCCUCAUACCACCAGAGUACAGCGGUGUUACAUGUGGCCUAUGUGGAAACUUUAAUGGCCAGAGUAGCGAUGACUUCAUGACUCCUUCAGGUGAUCUGGUGCGCUCUGCAGACCAGUUUGGGGCUAGUUGGAAGGUUGAAGAUGAGCUGCCAUGCAAUGAUGGCUGUGGAAACAAUUGCCCAUUGUGCCAAGAUCAGACAACUGCCCGUUUGCUGUGUGAAAUCAUCCGGUCCAAUGAAGGCCCAUUUAGCUUCUGCCAUGUUUCUGUAGACCCUCAAGCCUACUAUGAUGACUGUGUGUUUGAUGUGUGCCUUUCUGGAAACCGUAAUAAUGUUCUGUGUCGCUCGAUCCAAACCUACGCUAGUGCCUGUCAGGCUAACAAUGCUGUUAUCUACCCAUGGAGAGAAAGUGCAUCCUGUGCCAUGGCCUGCUCAAAUAACAGUCACUAUGAGUUGUGCGGAACAGACUGUGGUCAUACUUGUGCCAGCAGCAUUGAUGCUAGUUGUGAUCACACAUGCUCAGAGGGAUGUUUCUGCAAUGAUGGAUUGGUGAGGAGCGGAGGACAGUGUGUAUCAGUGGAACAAUGUGGCUGCUCGUAUGAUGGAUUCUACAUUAACGUUGGCGAGCAGUUCUGGGAUCUAGAAUGUUCACAAGUCUGUCAGUGUUUUGCUCCAAAUGAUCUGCGAUGCUCUGCUUACUUCUGCUCAGCAAAUAUGGAGUGUACGGUCAGAAAUGGACAACGCGGCUGCUUUGAUGAUAGCACCACGUACCUGACCACCACUACAGCAAACCUUCCUGCAGAGGAGAGCACCACAGACAUGACAACCACCACCACAAGGCUUCCCUCAGACGACAGCACCACUACAUCAAACAUUCCUGAAGCAGAAGAAGAUCACUGUUCUGAGUUCAACUGCACAGAGAAUGAACAUUGUGAAGAGAAACAUGGUAUUUAUGGCUGUUCCUGCAAGAAGAACCAUCACAGAUCUCAGCCUUCAGCAGCAGACUCCUUUGACUUCACUGAAACCUGUGAAAAUAGCUAUGGCUCCAUAUCUCUGUCUCGCUGUCAGCUUUUUGAUUCUGGCUUUCCUUCUGGCAUCUUGCACCUCAAUGACCCCAACUGCAGAGGAACAGUCCGAGAUGGCCAAGUAGAGUUUUACUUUGACAAUAAUGAACACAUCUGUGGCACAAGUCUAACGGCCAAUGGCACGCACAUCAUCUAUGAGAACUUAAUUAUGGGAGAACCAAACACAACUGGACUUCUCGUUAGCAGAACAAAAGCCCUGAAGCUUUCUUUCAGCUGUGUUUAUUUGCAAACACAAACACUCUCCAUGGACAUCAACCCUCUUGAGAGCACUGUGCAUAAGACCCUUCCUGUUGGUCAAGGUACAUAUCGGGUCCGAAUGAUUCCAUACCAGGAUGCAGAAUUCACCCACCCCUUCGCUGGUAGCGUGGCUGCAGAGGUGAGCAAACGUAUUUUUGUGGAGGUUCGUGUUGAUGGAGUUGACGACCGCCAGUUUGCCUCAGUGAUCGACACAUGCUGGGCUACACCUGUGAAUGAUCCUCACGAUCCUCUCCGCUGGGACCUCAUUGUUGACAGGUGUCCCAAUCCAAAUGACGAUACAGUGGAGCUGGUGCAGAAUGGCGUUUCCACGUUCAGCCGUUUCUCAUUUGAGAUGUUUAUCUUCACUGCAAACUCCACAAAGGUUUACCUGCACUGCGCUAUUCACCUUUGCCUUCUGACAGACAAUCACUGCUCAGUGAACUGUGACUCUGAACACCACAGGAGAGAAGAAAGAUCCGCAGAUAUUCAUGACAGCGCUCACAUAUCCUUGGGUCCAUUUAUGUGGUCUGAAAAUGACAAAGAUUUGCCGGUACCACGCCAAAUCCCUGUAGCAAGAGCUCCAUAUCUGAGUGUUUCUCUUACUGUAUUGCUUAUUUCUCUGAUGUGUUUGCUGAAGUUCUUCUAGAAUUUUUCCACUAAGGAACUUUACAUGUCUAAACUAAACUUUUCAUCUUUUUCUUAAUGAACCUCUGAAAAUCUCUGGCACUGAUUCCACAUCGUUACAAACUUUCUAUAUACAGGACUUUUGGGUGAUUACCUAGAAAUUGAUCAGUUAAUUAAAGGAUUUUUACAUUUACAAAAUUAUGUCUAUCAGAUUCUACUGAUUUGUAUCAGAUUCUGUAAGUCUAUAUACAAUAAAGCAUUAAAUAAUGAGAUUAUGCAAAUCACACAACAAUAGUGAUGUAUUUAUUGGUCAAAGUUAUUUUGCUGCAUUUUUCUUUUGUUGUACAUAUAUUAGUGAAAUAGAAAUAUGCAUUUUUCUUACAUUACUUCUGUAAAUAACAAAAUGAUUAACAGAAUGACUUUCUUUUCUUCCUUUUUUUGUAUAUUUGAAGAACAUAACAUACAACACGACAUACAAUAAAUCGAUGAAUUUAGAAAUUAUCAAAACAAUGAUUUUAAUACACACUUGUUAAUUAAUAGUGACGUACAGCUCCUGUAUUUGUAGUUUUUUUACACACUUGCCAGAUUUUUCUUAAGUGUGUUUUGGAUAAAAGCAUAUGCUUAGUGAAAAUAUACAAAUGCAUUGUAAAUACACAUAUUAUUGAAUUAAAUACCUACAUUAAAUAUGUAUUUUUAAAUUAAAACAAUGUAAAAGUAACCCAAAAAAUACUUUGGCAUGACAUUUUGAUAUCCUUGUCAAAUUAUUUUAACAAAAAGUGAUUUGUUUUUUCAAAUGGACAGCUUAUUAAAUGCAAGUGUCCACUUUAAAGUUUCAAUAUUUAGGUAAAAUGUAACAACUACUUACUACUACUCUGUACUACUUAUAAUCAAAUUCUAAACUAGUAUGGGAGGUUUGAUGGUAUUUCACUUGACUUUAGCCUCUAAAAACAUUUUAAAAUGUGUGUUUAAAAUGUGUGAUAUAGUUGCUGCUGCAUCACAAAUAUUUUCUUUUUCUUUUCAUAAUACUUAAAACAUGUUCAGAGCAUUGUUAAAGAUUUUUACAAAUCGACUGCUGUAAGGAUUGCUUUAACUGUUGCUUAAUAAUAUCUAUUAAAAAAAUCUGACAAAUGUU